AUCGAGAACAAGAAGAGGCUCGCAUUUCUCCUCUGAUCUGCACAUAUCUGCAUCGCUAGCUGCUGCAACUCCAUCGCCCAUCGGCCAAAAAUGGCGGCCGAUGGUGUUCAACAACCGCUGCUAUCCGGCGGCGACGGCGACGCAGCUGGUGCCAUCCGACAGAAGCCGCCGGACGGGGUCAAGAGGUUUCGGCGCUGCCGGACGGCUCCUUCCGCCGACCCUGCUGCGUCGGAAGAGCCUCGUCCUCUUACUCCCCCCGGCAACGCCAGUCGGACCGAAAGCGCGGCCUCGCCGGCCAAGAAAGUGCUCGAGAGCGGCCGCCCGAGCUCGAGCUUCCGGCUGGUGGGAAUCCUCCUCUUCGCCUACGUCGUCGCCGGCACCACCGCCUUCUACCUCGCCAUGGACCACAUGUCCGGGCACCGCAGCGGCAGCCGCGUUAUCGACGCGCUCUACUUCUGCGUGGUCACCAUGACCACGGUCGGCUACGGCGACCUCGUCCCAUCCAGCGACACCGGCAAGCUGCUGGCCAGCGCGUUCGCCUUCGGCGGCGUCGCCGUCGUGGGCACCUCCCUCAGCAAGUCCGCCGACUACCUGGUCGAGAAGCAGGAGUCGCUCGUCUUCCGCGCGGUGCACGCCAACGGAAAGCACCCGGCGCGGGAGCUGCGCGCCAUGGAGAUGAACAAGACGUGGUACAAGCUGUACGCGGCCGGGGCGCUGCUGGCGGCGUCGGUGGCGUCGGGGACGCUGGUGCUUUGGAAGGGGGAGGGGAUGCGGCCCGUGGACGCGCUGUACUGCGUGUGCGCGACGGUGACGACGCUCGGGUACGGGGACCGGAGCUUCAGGUCGUCGGCCGGGCGCGCGUUCGCGGCGGUGUGGGUGACUGUGAGCACGGUGGUGGUGGCGCUCUUCUUCCUGUACGUGGCGGAGCUGUACGCGGAGAGGCGGCAGAGGGCGCUGGCGCGGUGGGUGCUGACGCGGCGGACGACGAACACUGACCUGGAGGCGGCGGACCUGGACGGCGACCGGCGCGUCGGGGCGGCGGAGUUCGUGCUGUAUAAGCUCAAGGAGCUCGGGAAGAUCAGCCAGGAGGAGAUCUCGGAGUUCAUGGAGGAGUUCGACAUGCUCGACGCUGACCACAACGGCACGCUGUCGCCCUCGGACCUCGCCAUCGCGCAGCAGGCCACCGCUUGAUUUGUUGGACCAUUUCCUUAGCAGUAGUAUUGGUUUUGGGGGAGUCGACAGAGAGCUCACUGUCCAAGACGUCCAAAAUGGUGUGUUUCGCAAAAAGAAAAAAAAAUGGUGUGUUUUUUCUGUUGUAUAAACGUGCGGAAUACACAUUUUCUAUCA
Messenger RNA from Aegilops tauschii subsp. strangulata, 1347 nucleotides. RefSeq names its product two pore potassium channel b. Gene Ontology annotation, cellular component: plant-type vacuole membrane; plasma membrane. The record is from RefSeq and is a predicted model, not a curated record. Gene Ontology annotation, biological process: stabilization of membrane potential; potassium ion transmembrane transport. Gene Ontology annotation, molecular function: outward rectifier potassium channel activity; calcium ion binding; potassium ion leak channel activity. Lineage: Eukaryota; Viridiplantae; Streptophyta; Magnoliopsida; Poales; Poaceae.